CCUAGGUCCCAUGGUCCAUCGCCAAUAUAACAAAAUCUCAAGUCCAAAACCGUCAAUUGUUUUCACUUGCACAAAUUGAAGUUUUGGCAAGAUAAUUUUCAGAUGAUGGUCUACAGUACUCGGGUAGCAUGUGGGUUACAAGGUAUCUUCGCAGUCGGAUCAAAAGGUCGUGAAGAUAAGUCGCCCCCAGCAUUCCCAAUUCUGAAACAGCACAACCAUCGACUUGGAUAUUCUAAACAUGUGUGACGAUGACGAGUUUCCUCUCCCAUAUCCACACAUGUCCAAGAUUUUCUUGAGAUGUCCUAAGCCAUGGGAUCAAAGCAGCCCUUUCCGAUUUCUGGCAGUCACUUCCCCCUUCGCGGAGAUGCCCUAUUAUUGAUUCUUUUAUCCGCUUGCCUAGGCUGAACCAGCGCUUGCGGCUAAAAUUUUCCUUGAGCCCAAUCUUGACAGCCAAAUUUUAACUUUCGACUUUAUUUUACCAGACCACAGUUACAUUUAUUGUCACUCCUCAGGCUGCACCGGGUACGUUGCAUUCGAGAUGGGAUACACCAUCGGAUCAAGUGGAUCCAUGCAAACGAUCUUUUUGUUCCACACCGUGGUGGGUCCUUUGCCUGGUCUGUGCUGCACAAGUCUACGGAGUACACCCGUAGCCGAUGACUGUGGAGUUUGAUGUAUGAAGUUACAGAAGAUGAGAGGAGAGGCACCUUUCUAUGAGUACCUUACCUUAUCGUGGUGACCUGAGGGAGGGACGCACGGCAAGAUACGUCCACCCUUUGUGACAUUUCACGCCUUUCCAUAUGCGGUAAGCCAUGUAAACACCCAGACACUUUAACCAACGCCACAGCACAGCGUCCGCGACAGACCAAAGCUCGUUGUCACGCCGGCGACGACAUCACCCCCCGCGAUACAGGCACGGUGCGCUCACCCCACACCUGACCCAGCAUGGGCAGCGUUGCCUUGUAUACUCCGCAACCAGCAAUGCAUCGCAUUGCACCUUGAUACCAUCUGGCUAUUCUCCUUUUCUGUAUCAUCACGCGACGACAUCUGUUUCCAAUGAGAUUGCCUGCGGUCGCUCGGCGCAAAUUCACAAGCAGCCACACCAGGCAUCUGCAAGAUAUACUACAUCUCCUCGUCGGCCCCGCCAUCACUUCUGUAUGAGUGGAUGGCUGGAGCAAUGGCUUCUCACCCAUAUGGCCUUCGCAGCAGACUAAACUCCCAGUCCCCCUCCGCCCGAACUACUCCUGCGGGCUCACCUAUAGCAAAACUCCCUCCUGCUGGUGGCUUUCGAUCCCGGAGACACCCCGAUGUCGCCUUGGUGCUCCACAAAAUAAUAGGAACAACCACCGCCGGCCCCUCUGGGCUCGCCUGUUCCACCGCCAUCAACUCCUAUGCCUACUGCGCCGGCGCCGUCGCCGUCCUGGCCAGAGUCGAUGAACGAGGCCUCCUCUCUCACAGGUACUUCAGGGCCCGUCCUACAGCACCUUCAUUGAACCCUCCCACCUCCUACUAUGACAAUUCUCCUGCAACCACCCCUUCAAGGAGGAGGACCUCCACAUUCACACCACGAAAGGGCGAUGACACCCUGACUUCUGUCUCUCUUGGCCGCGAAUGGCUAGAAGAUUCAGGGGCCCAGACUUGGACCGCGAGGGAGAGAAUUAAAGCUGCAUCGUGUGUGGCCUUGAGUCGCGAUGGUAGGUGGCUCGCAAUCGGAGAAGCAGGCUACAACCCACGGGUCCUGCUAUUCUCCACCGCCGACGAUGCUUCUACCGAAAUCCCUACCUCGAUCGUGUCCGACCAUACCCAUGGCGUUCGCUGCAUCGCAUUCAGCCCGGACAUGAAGUAUCUAGCCACCCUAGGCAAUCUGAACGAUGGCUUUCUUUUUAUCUGGGCUCUGAAUUCAAGAACCGGCCAGUUGACUCUCCAUUCUGUCAACAAGUGUACCACGGCCAUCUGCGACAUGGCAUGGUGCGGCAAUACUCUUGUGACAGUCGGCACUCGACACAUCAAGCUAUGGCAUCUGGCCGACCCUUCCAAAAGGUCACCCACCCGCCAACCUCGCUUUCGCCGCUCUGAUGUGUACAUGGCCAGCCCUGGUCCUGCUCCUCUUCAAGGUCGAAACUGCUUGCUGGGCUCUAUGGCUGAUUCAACUUUCACCUGUGCAGUGAAUAUUGAUGACGUGACCUUUGUCGUUGGUACGGAAACGGGCCAUCUCUGCACCGCAGACGCAUCUCAGAGCACUCUUGAACUCAAGGUCUUGAAGCGGACAGAGCUUGGCAUUACAUCCCUUGUCUACGACGCCGGUGCCAAACAGCUUCUUGUGGGGACUACUUUGGGUUUGCAGCAUGAAGAUUACGUGGCACUGACCAACACAGACAAGUCCCCAGGUGCGAAUGCGAAGCCAGCAGGCUUCGGUAAUGGCCCUCGAAGGUCGUCCCGACACUCAGCUGUCCGACGAUCCCUGGGAUUUGCGUCUCGUGAAUCACGCCACGUAACAGCUAUUGGCAGGAUUGAAACUCAUACAAUCACACUGGACAGCGAAGGCGGGCUAAAUCUCCAGCACGCCAUUGACAAUUCGCAGUAUCAGGACCAUCCUUUGUCCACGGCUCAGAAUUCUGCUGUGCAGGGCGUCCUUAGUCUACCGGUAUCCGCCGACCUAGGAGAUUUCAUCACUUGGUCCAAGAACGGGGAGGUCAAAUUCUGGAACACUGAGGGACGGCUGCUCCUCCAGCAAGACCUCAACCUUGAUCAACCAGGAGGUGCCGACGAAAACUAUGAGAAUGAGUUAUGUCGCAUUCGAUAUAUUCCAAGUACCGCCAGUUUCGUUGCUGGCGACCGCUACGGUAUUUUGAAACUAGUCAACAGUGCGGAUUGGAAAGUGACAAAUUCUAUCCGUGCGCACAGCGCCGAAAUAAGCGGCAUGUCCGUUCAUGCUCCCGACUCUCUGGUCGCUACCUGUAGUCGCGAUCGCAUGGUCCAGCUGUUCAAGGUGUUGCAAGAUUCUUUCGAGCUUCUGCAAACUAUGGAUGAUCAUGCCGGAUCAGUCAGCGAUGUCAUGUUCUCGCCCACAGGGGAGCGUCUAUUGUCAUGCGCCACCGAUAGGUCACUAGUGAUCAGAGAUCGAGUUCUCCGACAUCAGGAUGGUGUUGAUGUUCCCGCAUAUCUGUCCACCAAGGUCCUAACAUUGAAGGCCUCGCCACUUUCAAUCACCCCUUCAACUAACAAUCUAGUGCUUAUUGCCACCAUGGAUCGCAAGAUCACAAAGAUUGACUGCGAAGCUGGUGCAUUCACCGAAUCCUUCAAGCUCGGAGAUUACGAAAAUGACGACACAGUCUUCCUGAAUUCCAUCAUCAGCGCGCAAGGCCCUGGGGCUGGUGAAACUUCUGAACGAGUGGUCAUCGGUUAUUGUUCCCUGGACAAAUCGAUUCGGGUGUACAACGAGAAAUCCCUCAGUUUAGUUGGACGGGAAUCAGGACAUACAGAGGGGGUGAGUGAUAUUGCCUGUCUCCAACAAAGUGCAGAAGCCGGGUCAGAGCACCAAACCACGAUAGUCUCUACCGGCCUUGAUGGUACGAUUAUGAUAUGGAACCUCGCAAAGAUAACGGUCCUGGUGCCUGGAGAGACCUCUCCGGAGCGACCUUGUGGGAUCGGAAGUGGUUCAGACGAUCCUGAUUCACCGCUGACGAAGCAAAUCCCCACAUCUCUCCCUCCAUUGAGGAAAGUCUUGACUAAGAUGGAUAUCGCAGACUUGACACGUCCUAGUGUGCCUCCGUCGCCAUCUUCCCCAAGAUCUCUAUCUCCAGCCCGUUUGAAAAGGAAGAAAUCCAGGCUAGCUCUCUCAACUACGAUAGAGGACAUCGAGGAGGGCACCAUUCGGUUAGCUGAGACCACGAGUCCUUCGAAUAGGCUGACGACAUUGAACGGACGAGACCUUCGUCGGUCCCCUUCCCCUCCAGCUCGGUCCUCACUAAGACCCAAGCCACAACGAUCAAGGACCGAUUCCACUCGAGUCAGUGGCAAUGGAAUGAUCAGUGUUUUUGAACGAUCACCCUCGCCGCCAGCACCUGUUCUCUCUGUGCCAACUACCCCGAAAAGCAGGCAGAGGUCUAACAACAUCCGCUUACGACGGCCACCCUCGGUUCCGACCGAUUUGCGAGGCCAGGCCAAUCUUCAAGGCCGGAGGCGAAGCAUGAGCGGGGUACCUGAAUAUGGGAGUUUGGGCAUGGCAACGGAACAAGCUUGUCGAAUGUUGAGAACAUAUCGUAAAAAGUUGAUCGACAGUCGAGAAAUGAUCGAUCUCGAGGAGCUGGAGAACGAGGUCAACAUGACGAUGAAAACUAUCCUUGGGCGCAAGGAAAAACCCGCUGGGAUCCAAACUUUACGGAGCAACAAAGGCAAAGCCUCAACAGAAGCUGAUGUUGACCAAUUGACGAUAUUAAUGGAAAGAGCAAAUAUGGCCGAGCCUGAACCGACUACAGCCAAACAUCAGAAAGUGGAAGAGAUCAUUGCGUCCAAGGGUUGAAAUGCGGAAAUCACCAGGUUCCAAUACUGAGCGGGUUUUGCAAGGACGGUCCCUUGAAACAUUAGUUUUCGGGAGGGUAUAUUUAUACGAAGGCGAUAAUGAGGAUUUUCUGACGCGACUUUAGCACCAUUAAAGAGGAAGGGAUGAUAGCACGGCGGCCCUAAACGUGUCGCCACUAUGUGCACGAUGGUAAUUCUAUUCCUGUCACUUGAACAGGCUGUACAUGAUAAUCUCAGUCAUAUGGCGACGUCGCUGAGCAAGGUCUCGUGCAGUACCGAGCCAUGCAACAAUCAUAUACCACGGGUGGGUCAAUAUAAUGGACAUUCAACCAGUAUACUGGCACGAGAUUCAGAUCUUGUACUCAAACAUAACAUCAUCCACUUGGAAGUUGGCCUAGGUUAGAUGCAAU
Molecule: messenger RNA, 4928 nt
Organism: Exophiala mesophila
Lineage: Eukaryota; Fungi; Ascomycota; Eurotiomycetes; Chaetothyriales; Herpotrichiellaceae
Exons: 2
Coding region: 1163-4519 (1118 amino acids)
Biological process (GO): mitotic spindle organization; regulation of mitotic cell cycle
Cellular component (GO): mitotic spindle
Molecular function (GO): protein binding
Source: RefSeq, a predicted model, not a curated record